Truncatella angustata is the source of this 1050-nucleotide messenger RNA. Its product is annotated as NUDIX hydrolase domain-like protein. The record is from RefSeq and is a predicted model, not a curated record. The transcript has 2 exons. NCBI's taxonomy places the organism in Eukaryota, Fungi, Ascomycota, Sordariomycetes, Amphisphaeriales, Sporocadaceae. Bases 372 to 989 code for a protein of 205 amino acids.
AUUUGUCCGUGUAAAUCGAGGAUAUAUGGAUUUCCGGCAUGACUGCUGGAAAAAGUAGUGGGGCAAUAAUCGCCUCUCAAUGGAAUGGUCCGGCUUGCUGCGGAGCCCCUGGCGAUAGUCGCGUUUGCCUAUUGAUUAGUCUUUGCGUUUCAAAAUUUCCCUUUACAUUGAUUCCAUUGAGUAUUGCUCCAUAGUGGACCGGCAACUGUGCAUUGUUCGCAACACAUCUUACAUGAACCAGAAACUGAAUACUUAAACGACUUUGGGUCUUCUUAUGGAUCACGUCUUGCAUUUCAAUACACUCAUAUUACCUAGUAUUGGGUCUUUUUACUUGGAUUGCGUUGUUGCGGAUAAGUACGAGAGCCGUGAACAUGUCCGAACAGAACCCGGUACCAGACAAAGCUCCUUAUCAUCCCCCGGCGUUCACCUUGGGCCCGAAUUUAGCACUUUAUGAUGUGCCCUUAGCAUCAUAUCUUCCCUCCAACCUAUGUGCUUCUGGAAUCCCUUACCAAGGCAUUGCAACGGGCUCAGUGGUCAUUGACCCACGUACAACCAAAGUGCUGCUUGUUCAGCGAGCGCCUCACGAUUCGAUGCCACUGCGUUGGGAAACACCAGGCGGUGCCGUGGAUCCUGAAGAUGAAAGUAUUAUACACGGUGCUGUACGUGAGCUGUACGAAGAGGCUGGACUCGUAGCCACAAGAGUCUGCGAGGUUGUCGGUGGCGUUCGAGUGUUUUUCACCAGGAGAGGCCAACUCAUGGGCAGGAUCAAUUUUCUUGUAGAGGUGGAUGUGCCGCAGGAUGGAGACAUCGACGUGAAGCUGGACCCUAAUGAACAUGUGCAAUAUGUUUGGGCCAGUGAGGAGGAGGCUAGAGCCAAGAGAGUAGAUGAGGUGGUGUUCGAGUACACAAACAAGGCUCAGGAGCAAACGAUAUACGAGGCAUUUAGGAUAUGGAGAGAGCGGGCUAGUGGCACAAGCGAGACAUUGUAACCAGGCACAAGCAUAAUAUCCAUAUAUACCCAACAGUGCUGUGACGCAGCUUUUCUCAAUA